AUGUAAAAAAAAAAAAAAAAAAAAAAAAGAUAUGCCACAGAUAAAGAGAUAGUAGAAAAAACGCAAGAAAUGAAAUAUUAAACUAUUGAUGUCAGGAUGGUAUACAUGCUUACCCUGUCUACUAUGAGUUUAGUUUAUCACUUUUGUUUGCACAAGUACUUAGUCACCAAGGAGACAAUCAGUAGGCCUAUCAGAGUUCACCUGUUUACCCUGCUCCUUGAAUUUUAGAAAAAAAGAAAAAAAGUCGUAUAAUUUUUAAUAUUAAUAUUGUUCAUAAUCUUAUACUGGUAAAGCAACAGUAGUAAUAAUGUUAAUAACAGUAAUAAUUGCAUUUGAAAAAAAAAAUAUUCAUUAAAAUUAAAGCCAUUGAGUAAACAAGUGAGGAUGGGUAGGUCUGGUAAUAAGCCCCAUGGGGAUUAAGUACUUGUCAUAUAUACGUAAAAAGAAUUGACAGUGGCUGGUGUAUGUACCCAGUGCCAGUUGGUCUAAACUAUAUGACUGAUGAAAAAGGUUUGCUCUUGUUGAAGGAAAACAUUUAGUGAUAGAAGUGGAAUGCUAAAAGAAGAGGAAGGUGUUUAGGUUUGAAUGAUAACAUGGUUACACUUAGGUGAUAUAUGAUGCCAGUAGAUUAUUAAGCUGUAAAGUCGGAUGAGAGCAAACAUAGUUCCGAAUCUUUCAUUAUGGUAUGGCAUGUUUAUGUGGACUCGUGGAGCAUUUUAGAAUCCGCCUUAUUAAUACUGGAGUCUAAUGAUGAUUUGUAUGCUUUAUUAACUCCGCAUGAUCUUAUCUUUCCAUAUCUUAGUAUUAUCUCCGUCUUUGGCUCAAGGAUGCAUGACCUGGUCAGAUGAUUUGAUAAGACUAUUAAAUCUGGGCUUGUUCAGUAACAGAUAAUUAUAGCAUGCUGAUCUAUCUCCACCGUUUUCUCUCAUUAGAGAUGUUUGUCUUGUGUUGAGAGUGAGAACUUAGUUUCAAGGCAUUUCUGCAGGUGUUUUUUCAGGACUUUGAGUAUUUGCACAGCUAUCUAAGGCUUACAGAUGACAGUUGUGUAAGGUAACAGUCCCAUACUCAGGCCAUACACAUUCCAAAAUGACUGCAAUAACGAUAGUAGACCGUCUGACCAGGAGGAAAUUUGUAACUUUUGAUGAUACUUCACUCCCUCGUGUUCUGAAUACUGUUGACCUCACAGCUCUUGGUAUUGGCUCUACUGUAGGUGUUGGGUUUUAUGUGUUAGCUGGUGAAGUGGCAAAGACCACGGCUGGACCUGCAGUUACCAUCUCAUUCCUCAUUGCUGCAAUCGCAUCAGUGUUUGCAGGGCUUUGUUAUGCAGAGUUUGGUGCCCGCGUACCAAAGGCAGGGUCAGCCUACAUCUACAGCUAUGUAUGCGUUGGCGAGUUUGUCGCAUUUGUCAUCGGAUGGAACUUGAUUUUAGAAUAUGUGAUUGGCACAGCGAGUGUUGCCAGAGGGUAUAGUGGCUAUGUUGAUAAGCUCGCAAAUAACUCCAUGUCGGAGGCGUUGGGGGAGGCAAUGCCCAUUUCGGUUGGCUUUCUCUCGGAUUAUCCAGACUUCUUGGCCUUUGGGCUCUCCUUUAUAUUGUCAGUUGUAUUAGCAGUGGGAGUUAAAGAAUCAUCAAUGAUGAACAACGUCUUCACAUUUAUUAAUUUGGUGGUAAUUACCUAUGUCAUCAUUGCAGCAGGAACACAAGCCAAAGCGGAGAACUGGGCAAUACCAGAAGCAGAGGUAGAGGCAACGUGCACAAAUCCUAACACAACAUGCAUAGUUGUUGAGAAGGACAAUAGUACAGACUAUGGAACAGGGGGCUUUGCUCCAUAUGGCUUUUCGGGCAUCAUGCAAGGAGCAGCAACCUGCUUCUUUGGCUUUGUGGGUUUUGACUGUAUUGCCACAACAGGUGAGGAGGCUAUCAACCCUGAGCGAUCGAUACCUAUGUCCAUUGGCCUGUCCUUAUUAUUUGUAUUUAUAGCUUACUUUGGGAUGUCAGCAGUUACAACUUUAGCCCUUCCUUAUUGCUGGCAGGAUGAAAAUGCUCCAUUGGUGCAGUUAUUUGAAUGCCUAGAUAUGAAUGUUGCAAAAUGGAUUGUCAGCAUUGGAGCUCUCUUUGGAUUUUCUGCCAGUUUGUUUGGUGCUAUGUUCCCCCUCCCCCGUGUCAUUUACGCCAUGGCCGAUGAUGGAUUGCUCUUCCGGUUUUUAUCGGAGGUUAAUAAGAAGUUCAAGACGCCGGCCAUUGCAACUAUUAUCUCGGGACUCUUUGCAGGGAUCAUGGCAAUGAUUUUCAAUUUAGAUGCGCUUGUGGAUAUGAUGAGUAUUGGCACACUUUUGGCCUAUUCCAUAGUUGCUGUUUGUGUUAUGCUGCUAAGAUACACUGACUUGGAAAUCACAAACUGGAAUUCUGAGUAUACCUUACUUAAAUCCACGUAUGCUGAAGAUGAAGAAGGGGAUACCCAGGGCCUUAGCGAGACUGGAGGGAGGACCAAGCCGAGUCUCAGCAACUCAAAGUACUCGGCAAGGCAGUAUUUCCAGCAGCUAUUUAACGCUAAGGGCUUGAAGGAACCUACAGAUCUGACGGCAUCACUAGCCAGCUAUGCCACUUUAACUUUCUGUAUCCUUGCAAGUGUUCUUGGAAUCUUGCUUGUGGUUUUACAGGAAGAAAUUGGCGGUGGUGAUGUCGGAGCCAUUGUUGCUGUGUCUAUUGCAUCCGUUUUGGUGAUUGUCAAUGUUAUUGUUAUUGCAAGGCAGCCAGAAUCCAAGAAAAAACUGACUUUUAAGGUGCCCUUAGUACCAUGGAUUCCAGCCCUCAGUGCCUUCAUUAACUUGUAUUUGAUGUUUAACUUAUCACCAGCCACGUGGAUUCGGUUUUCAGUGUGGAUGGGAAUAGGCUUCCUCAUAUACUUUCUGUACGGCAUUUGGAAUAGCAAAGAAGAACUAAAACCAAUAAGUAAGUGGAUACAUAAAGACAACCUGGGCUUUGUUAAAGAUGAAGGAAGUAACAGCAAGCUACAGGUGAUACCUACCAUUGAAAUCCAGCCAGCUACCCCUUGCAGCUCCGAACCAAACACGCCGUCCACCGUCCACAAAACACCCAGGGGCAAAACACCUGUCCCAGAAUCCCCACUCGUAACGGCAGAAAGGCAGACCACAUCAGCAGAGGUGCACAGGGAGGAAACAGGGAGUGUCAGUGAAAAUGAGAUAAAGGAGGCAUUGGCUUCGCUGGAUAUGAUUGUUGGUGGAAAUGAAAAGAAGAGGCUCGAUAGUGACACAAAUGCAUCUAUCCUUGAAGACGACCAAGAGCACUCGAGUGGCACUAAACCAUUAUCCAACAGUGAUAUCCAAGCAAGAGAAUUGCCCCCUCUACCAGACGCUGGAGCUGCGGAAGAUGGGAGCUCAUCGGAAAAUGAAGAGGAGACAGAUAAAGAAAGUAAAUCCAGGAAAGAAGAAGGGUCUAGUUUAUCUACUGAUCCUGGCUAUGAAUCCUUGCCACAGGUGAUAGCUAAUAAAGAGCAAAUAGCAAAUGGAGAAGCAGAAGACAAGGCAAGCCAGGAUCCAGGUUACCAAACUAUUGAAGAUGUUAAAGCUGAAGUGGAAAAGGCAGAGAAGGAAAGAAGUGCGCAGGGAGAGGGAGAGAUAAGAAACAAGCCAUUGGAGCAGAGCACAGCUGUUGAGCCAGUGUAUUCCGUAGUUGAUAAGAAAGCCAAAAAGAAACCUGAACCAUUUGACUUACAAGCAGAUAAUGUAGAUAAUGAACCAUCAUUAAAGGGUUCUGCAUCUGCACCUGUUCUUCCCCUCUCAUCCCCGCCACCAGCACCACCACCGCUCCCUCAAGCAGGAAAGGGAUUAUCAACAAGUAGUGUCCCAAGCACCCCAGUGAUUAGGAAACACCCAUUCAAAGUUUUGAAACGUAUGUCUAGUUUUGAUGAUAUACCUCCAUCCUCUCCGGAUAGCCCAUUAGCUCGUCAUUUGAAUAAAUUCAUAAUCAUCCCAGUCCAUGAACCAGAUUCAGAUAGUGAUGUCAGUGUGCAAGCUUCACCUAGAGGAAGUGUGCAAGACCCACUAAUGAAUGAGCUCAUGGCCAGAUUUAAGGAUCAAGAAGGUAAUAAAAGCCCUGAAAAUGACAAGGAUGGUAAAAAAUUGUUUUAUGUGGGUAGUGAGGAUUCUCUAGAAAAUGCUCUGGCAGGAGCUGAUUCAAACAAUUUUGUGACAAAUUUACCAAGUCCCACAAUAACAAGUCAGACUAGAGAAUUUAAGCGAGUGUUGACCAAAGACUCCAUGCUGGACGGUCUAGACACCAUUAGAGAGCGAGGAGAGAGCAAGAUCUUUGCCAGUGAAGAAGACAAACCGAAAGAGAAUGCUGGUGAAAAAUCUCAGGACCUGGACUCACUGCCUGAGGGACUUUCUGAAAGCCAUCAUGAUGCUAAAGAAGAUGCUACCAAAAAGGAUGAAACUCAUAGUCCUACUGAAGUAAUAUCUGAAACUGAAACAAAACCAGAAGUCAGUAUGUCUGAUUCCCAUGAUGAAAAACAACCAGCAGUUGAACAAGUCAGCAAGUCCGAUUCUGAAAGCGAAAAGCAGCCAGAAAUGAAAACUCCCAUCCAUGAGACCGAUCCUGAAACUGAAAGUGCACCAGAGCCUAAAAGUGCUGUAAAGAGGUCUCAAUCUAAUAAUGAAGAGUUCAAUAGACUAAAAGCAAUGUUUAAUAAGUGAAAAGUACAAUGACUGUUUUAUUGUGAUUUUCUUAGGGAUUACAUACUUUCAGUGCAACACUUGUAUUUUUUCUCUCUCUCUCAAAAUACUCAUAAGAUGUCAUUGAAUUAAGAUAUGGAGGAAGAGAUAUUUGGCACAAUUUUAUUAAUUUUACAUAGGUUUUGAUAUUUUUAAAAGAUCAAGAGAAUUAACAAAACUUAGCUGUGUUGUUUAUCUCUAAAGAAAAAUUAAUGUUGCAGUUGUUAAGAAUAAAAGUUUUUUACACUUGUAUUCCUUUUAGUUAAUUUUUAUAUACCUCUGUAAGUUCAAAAAGACCAUUCCAAUGAGUUCCAAAAUCAUAUCUCCAAGUGCUUCUGAAAGUUAUUGGAUACUUUGAUAAAGCUGAUGUGCAGGCAGGUGAUACAGGCUCACCUAAAACAUUAAUUGUGGUUGCAAUUUGGUUGUAGGUAUUUUAUGUAUAAAAAAAGUGUAAAUGUAUCCCAAUAUUUUUUUUUUUUUUUUUUUUUUUUUUUUUUUUUUUUUUUUUUUUUUUUGUCAUUUCUUUUUAUUUAUUUUUUUUUAACUAUCCACUCGCCCCACGAUUAAAAGCACGGAAGAUAUAUAUACGUAAUCUACUCUUGACACUUUUGUAUGUGGCCUACUCUUUUUUUUUUUUUUUUUUUUUUUUUUUUAGGAAAUGAGGCUAAAAUUUCAGGGCCAGACAAGCAAACAGCUGUUUAGCAUACACUUAGAGCAGACUUGACCCCACAUAUGUCAUAGCUCCUUGUCACCUGGCAUUUGCCCAAUUUGCCAUGACAUGAUUUAGGUGUCAUACGGUAUGAGUUGGUUUAAGGUUGAGAAUGCAACGAAAAUGCUGAAUGUUGACUAUUUUUGUAUUGAUAUUAACUUUGAUAUACUUUUGUUAGUAUAUUUGUAUAUAUGUAUGUCUAAGGCUUAGUAUUUCUCUGCCUAUGAAGCAAAAUAGCUUCAUUGUUAAAAAAGGUUAUUGUAAUACUUUUGUUUGAAUUCUUUAUUUUUUGUUUGUGAACAAAGGAAGAACAAAAAAAAAAAUUAUAGAUGAUUUACCAUAAUCUAAUCACCUUUUGGCAAUCAUACAUGAGGAGAAUAUGUUGUCUAUUCUCUGAUGCAGUUGCAGGUUCUGAUAUAAAUAUGGUUUUAGAUACAAAAGCAUGUACAUAUAGUAUACGCACAUACAAGAAUGUGAAUCUAUGGAAAAUAUACUGUUAUUCCAGA
This is a messenger RNA of Penaeus indicus, 5946 nucleotides long. Its product is annotated as cationic amino acid transporter 2-like. Gene Ontology annotation, biological process: L-arginine import across plasma membrane; L-ornithine transmembrane transport. Gene Ontology annotation, molecular function: L-lysine transmembrane transporter activity; L-arginine transmembrane transporter activity; L-ornithine transmembrane transporter activity. The record is from RefSeq and is a predicted model, not a curated record. Lineage: Eukaryota; Metazoa; Arthropoda; Malacostraca; Decapoda; Penaeidae. Gene Ontology annotation, cellular component: plasma membrane. The transcript has 15 exons. The coding region runs from base 1087 to 4713 and encodes 1208 amino acids.